AUGGUUUACUUCAACUCACAGAUCGCUGAUUCGACAGCUCCGUAUCGAAAUGUACGUCGUGUACAAUUCGGUAUCUUAUCACCUGAUGAAAUAAAACGUAUGUCAGUUACAAAUCCUCCGAUCGAACAUCCUGAAUUGAUGGAAGGAGGAAAACCUAAAGAACGUGGUCUAAUGGAUCCACGACAAGGACCGCCUGACCGAAAUUCCAAAUGUAAAACAUGUGCUGGUUCAUAUAUCGAAUGUCCAGGUCAUUUUGGUCAUAUCGAAUUAACAAAACCAGUUUAUCAUGUUGCUUUUCUUUCGAAAGUCUUAAAAGUUCUACGUUGUAUUUGUUUUCAUUGUUCGAAAUUACUCGUUGAUCCAAAUGAUCCGAAAAUUGUUGAUAUUUUGAAAAAAACCAAAGGACAAUAUCGUCGACGUUUAGCUUUUGUUUUCGAUGUUUGUAAAGGACAAAAAGUUUGUAAAGGAAGUGAAAGUGACAACAACAACGAAGUAACAUUGAAAUAUAGUGGCGGCUGCGGUCGUCCUCAACCAAAAUAUCGUCGAUCUGGGUUAGAUGUUUACAUUGAAUGGAAAAAUGUUCCGGAUGAAAAUCAAGAACGAAAGAUGAAAUUAACUGCUGAACGUGUCUUAGCGAUCUUCAAAUCAAUUCCUGAUCAAAUUUGUCACAUACUUGGAAUGGAUCCACGUCAUGCAAGACCUGAUUGGAUGAUUAUUACUGUCUUACCUGUUCCACCCAUGUGUGUUCGACCAUCUGUAUUAGUAUUUGGUACAGCACGUAGUCAAGAUGAUUUAACAUAUAAUUUAGCAAAUGUUUUGAAAGCAAAUAAAACUUUACGUGAAGAUGAACAACGUGGAACAGCUUCGCAUAUUGUUGAUGAACAUUUACAAUAUCUUCAAUAUCAUUGUGCAACAUUANUACGAAUUGAAUUAGAUCGAAAACGAAUGACGGAUAAAACUUUAACUAUGGAACAAAUCUCUGAAAAGAUUUCUCAAGGCUUCGGUGAUUGUCUCAAUGUUAUAUUCAAUGAUGAUAAUGCGGAAAAACUUGUUUUACGUAUUCGUACAGUUGAUCAAGCGAAAAGUGCAGCAGGAGAAGAAGUCGAAGAUACAACACGAAUGGAUGAUGAUACAUUUUUACGUUGUUUAGAAUCAUCGAUGUUGUCUGAUUUAACAUUACAAGGUAUUGAAGCCAUUGCCAAAGUUUAUAUGGUCAAUCCAAAACUCGAUGAAUCGAAGAAACGUAUUCAAAUUAGUGAAAAUGGUGAAAUUGAAAAAAUCGCUGAUUGGAUGUUAGAAACCGAUGGUACAGCUUUGAAGAAAGUCUUAUCAACAAAAGAUGUCGAUUCACGUCGAACAUUUACCAAUGAUGUUGUGGAAAUUUUCGAUGUACUUGGUAUUGAAGCUGUACGAAAAGCAAUUGAACGUGAAAUGAAUCAUGUCAUCUCAUUCGACGGUUCUUAUGUUAAUUAUCGUCAUUUAGCUUUGUUAUGUGAUGUUAUGACCACCAAAGGACACUUAAUGGCUAUUACAAGACAUGGUAUCAAUCGACAAGACGUUGGACCCAUUAUGAGAUGUUCAUUCGAAGAAACUGUCGAUGUUUUAAUGGAAGCAGCGGCACAUGCCGAAACAGAUCCAUUGAAAGGUGUUUCAGAAAAUAUCCUUCUCGGACAAUUAGCCAAAAUCGGUACAGGUUCAUUUGAAUUAUUGUUAGAUGUAGAAAAAUGUGCAUCGGCAAUGGAAUUACCAAUGAAUUUUGGACAAGGGCAAUUUGCAUUAAUGGGACAUGAAGCGCAACAAGAAUUCGAACGUGAUCGACAUGGUCCUGGAACACCUUGGAUCAAUUCAUUGUCAACAACACCAUCGCAUUGGCCACAAACGCCUGCACAAAUGACACCGAUGGGACAAGGUGGAUUUUCACCAUCAUCAACAACCGAUACAAUUGGUUUUUCACCUGCUUAUUCACCUGCAUAUCCAUCAUCACCUGGAAAUAUGUCACCAUCACCAUAUACAAACAUUCAAUCGCCAUUAUCACCCUCAAGUUAUAAUCCACAAUCACCUAGCAAUUAUCCAGUUACAUCACCAUCGUAUUCACCGAAUUCACCAUCAUAUUCUCCAACCUCGCCAAGAUAUUCAUCAAAUGAUUUCUAUGGUUCGAAAUCUCCUCAUUAUAGCCCAACAAGUCCAUCCUAUGGCGCAACAAGUCCAACAUAUUCUGGUAGUGGUGCAAAACAAGGUUCAACAUCGCCAUUCUAUUCACCAACGAGUCCGUCUUAUUCACCAACAUCCCCAUCAUACUCACCAAAUCGUUCAUAUUCACCAACAUCGCCAACUUAUUCAGCACAAAGUCCAGCAUUGAAAAAUCAAGCUUAUGGAACAUCACCUAAAUAUAGUCCAACAAGUCCAAGUUAUUCUCCAUCGUCACCAUCGUAUUCUCCAACAAGUCCAUCUUAUUCACCAUCAUCACCUGGCUAUUCACCAUCUAGUCCACGUUAUUCUCCAUCGUCACCCGGUUAUUCAAAUACUGGUCCAUCACCAAAGUAUUCACCAUCAUCAAAGUAUUCUCCACAAAGUCCAUCAUAUUCACCAUCAAGUCCUUCAUAUACUCCAACAAGUCCAUCUUAUUCACCAACAUCACCAACGUAUAGUCCAACAUCUCCAACCUAUUCACCUCAAUCUCCAUCAGGUCCAUCAACACCUUCAUACAGUCCGACAUCUCCUACCUAUUCUCCAACAUCACCGCAAUAUUCACCAAGUGGCCAUGGUGGUAGCAGUGCAUCCCCAACCUACUCACCAACAUCACCAACGUAUUCUCCAACAUCUCCCACUUAUUCACCAACAUCACCACAAUAUUCACCCAGUUCACCUGUUUAUAAACCAUCAGGCAGUCAAUCUGGUUAUACUUCAUCUCUUUCUCCCACAUCACCGCAGUACAGUCCAACAUCACCAACAUAUUCUCCAUCUCAAUCAUCACCAAGAUAUAGUCCAACAUCUCCAAUCUAUAGUCCAAAUAUUGGUUCACCACGUUAUAGUCCAACAUCCCCUCAAUAUUCUCCUCAAUCUCCCGCAUCAUCGACAAUAUCUUCGUCAAUGUCUUCACCACGUACUCAUGAUGAUGAUGAUUUAAACGACAAUGGAGACUUAAUGGAAUAA
Messenger RNA from Adineta ricciae, 3153 nucleotides. The record is from the annotation of a GenBank genome assembly. Lineage: Eukaryota; Metazoa; Rotifera; Eurotatoria; Adinetida; Adinetidae.